Trichoderma harzianum CBS 226.95 is the source of this 2410-nucleotide messenger RNA. RefSeq lists its product as hypothetical. Gene Ontology annotation, molecular function: heme binding; oxidoreductase activity, acting on paired donors, with incorporation or reduction of molecular oxygen; iron ion binding. The record is from RefSeq and is a predicted model, not a curated record. Bases 390 to 1931 code for a protein of 513 amino acids. The transcript is spliced from 4 exons. Lineage: Eukaryota; Fungi; Ascomycota; Sordariomycetes; Hypocreales; Hypocreaceae.
UUCAUGCAAUGCGACUGCACCAUGCGCUUCUAGCGCCAUAGGACAACGGACAACCCAUUCAAAACUUCCAGGGUUGGCACGCUCCCCACCACUGCGGGAACUGCUGUACGCGCGUAGAAAUGAGGGAGUAAACAAUCUCCAUACGGGGACAAUUUAUACUCUCCUACCCUGCUUGCUCCAGAAACUUCCUUGGUUGAUUGAGCGAGGGCUUAUUAGUCGCACGUAUGAAUCAAGCAGCAACUGUGUGUGCGUAUGGAUUUGACCACGCGAUGGCACUAAUUUCUACGCCUUAAAAAUCACACUAUUUAAAUCGUGUUCACAGGCCAAGAUCAGUAAUAAAUUGAGAACAGCCUUGAGGGGAAAAGGCUGAGGCCAACAUCACUUCCAUCAUGCUAGCCCAAAUGCUCUCUGUAACCUCGGUUGCCUCGACAUUUUCUGUCCUAUUCCUCAUUGGCUUUGUUGUUCGUAUUCUACAAUAUCGAGUCUUUCACCCGCUACGUUCAGUACCUGGUCCUUGGCUCAACAGCCUGUCAGAACUGCCUGCUGCAAUAGCUCUGGUAAGGGGAGAUCAGCACCUUUACUACAGGUCUCUGCAUGAAAAGUAUGGCUUGGUCGUGCGAGUUUCUCCCAACGAGCUGAGUUUCAUUACCACGGAGGCUCGGGAAGAGAUCUAUGGGUUUCGCAAAGGCGGCCUUCUCAUGGAGAAGAGCCCUAUAUUUCUCGGGGCAGUAGGAAACGUCAAUGGGGAGACUGGCGUGAGCCUAGCACUGAAUAAAGAACAUACCCGGCAGCGCAAGGCUUUGGGAUAUCUGUUCUCUAACAGCGCACUGGCCAAACUCGAAGACAUUCUUAAAAUCCAUGUUCAGAAACUUGUAUCUGUGCUCGAGAAGGCGGCAUCUGAGAAGCAGGCAGUGAAUGUCUCCGACUGGUAUACAUACCUGGCAUUUGACAUGAUGGGUGACCUUUGCUUUGCAGAGCCUUUUGGAUGCUUGGAUCAGGCUUCAGCUACCGAGUGGUCAACCUCUGUCAUCAACGUUUUCGUAGCGGCUACGUGGACGCAGGGCAUCCGCCGAAUAUCUGGGGUUGGCACGUGGCUUGAGCGUCUCAUGACAUGGCUUCUGGUCCCUGCGAAGGCUGCUUCAUGGCGAUCGAUCCAUUUGAACAAUUCCUGCGAGAAAACAGCUAGUCGCCUGCAAGACACUAACAGAGAACAUACAGAUUUCAUGUACCACAUUCUGAACAACGAGUCCAAAAGCCUAUUAUCCAGAACUGAAAUUCAGCUGAACAUGGCCUUAUUUAUUAGUGCUGGAACUGACACAACUGCUACGGCUUUAGUCGGGUGGACAUACUACAUUUGCACUCACCCCGAUGUAUACAAGCGACUUACAGCGGAAAUCAGAAACGCUUUUACGGCCAACGAUGAGAUCAAAUGGGACAAUGUUAGAAAAUUGACGUACCUCGAGGCUACGUUAAACGAGGCUCUGCGUCUUUUCCCACCAUCACCUGCAAGUCAGCAGCGUGUAGUCCCUUCAGGUGGCGCUACCAUUGCUGGAUAUUAUGUUCCUGCAGGAACCACAGUGGCCGUACCUCCAUGGGUAUCAACACACUCUCCUGUUAACUUCCGUGAUCCUGAUACCUUCAAACCAGAGAGGUGGCCAGGGGAGGACGCGGAGUUCCUAGAUGACCACCUGAAUGCAUCGCUACCAUUCGGAACAGGACCUAGGGUAUGCAUUGGGAAGAACCUAGCGUAUCUUGAGAUGAGACUCAUUGCAGCCACAAUAUUGUGGAACUUUGAUAUUGAGCUUGACAGAAACGACCAUGAAGCGGUGAAUCGGCAAUGGGGUUUAGAUGGUCAAAUGAGGCCUAUGAAGGUAUAUCAUUCGAUGACAAAGCUACCACUUUGGAUCAGAUUGAAGGGAGUGAAUCCGUAAGCCUUCCUUUGUGAGAAAAGGAGAAACAACGUAUAAUCAGCCUACUGAGUUACGUGUCGGCUGAAAUCUGGAGAUCAUCGGACAAGGAAGGCCGGUAAUGUGAGUGUUACAAGUACUGUCAGCCAUGAGUACUUGCAACACAUUUGGCAAACACGAUGGAUCUCAUCAGGAUACUUCUUCAUGAAUGGCAGCAUCAACUCAGGUCGAAUUAGUUAGCGAGCUAACUUUAGCCGGCAAUGUAUUUUUGCAAAAGGAAGCUGAUAAGUCUGCAAAACAAUAGCUAAACAUAUUUCUUCACUUAGCGAGGAAUUAUCUCCUUAUCUAGCUUCAAAAAGGACCAAUUUCACUGUCAAUUACGUCUGCAGCGUGCACAUCGUGACAGACACCUUGAGUAAUUUGGUUCUUCUAGUUGUUGCCAAAAGAGACGCGUUAAUCGAGGAAGCACUGCGACUUUGAUAGCAAACUAAUUGCUCCUCUUC